Aspergillus piperis CBS 112811 is the source of this 1545-nucleotide messenger RNA. RefSeq names its product Isochorismatase hydrolase. Bases 425 to 1162 code for a protein of 245 amino acids. The record is from RefSeq and is a predicted model, not a curated record. NCBI's taxonomy places the organism in Eukaryota, Fungi, Ascomycota, Eurotiomycetes, Eurotiales, Aspergillaceae. The transcript has 4 exons.
CUUCCCGUCACCCGGACCAGUAAUCAUUCUUCUACCCAGCUAUACCAAAGCAUCAUUUAUGAAUAAUCAGUCUGACCAUAACCCGAUCAAGUCGUCAUCUCCGGUGUGACGUUAAUUCUCAGCUCAACUGAUCACAAGUAAUGACUAGCUUCACUAGCCGAUCGCAGACCUGGAAGCACGCAAAAGCAACGAUCAACUAGAGGCAAUAGUCCCAUCUGAAGAGGGUGGAGAAAAGAAUCACAUUGAUUAGUAUGGAAGAAAUGGACAAUUUCUACUCCGUAAUGUACAUAAAAGACCCCUGCUUCAAGUUAGAGCAACUUUUCACUUUCAGAUCAGCGAGUCUAUUCAACCCAUUGCAUCCCUACCUUUGUUUUUCGCUUUCUUCUUGCUGUUUAGUACUUACCCCUGCAGCACAACAACAACAAUGUUCAAAUACUCACUUGCAUGCCUGGCCCUCCUGGCAACCGGGUGUCUCUCAACCACAACCACUAGCAGGCCAGGUUAUUCACGGAAUAUCACCUCGACCGUUACCGACCCGUCGUUUAGUUUCGGGAAACAUUAUGCAGUGCUUAAUCUAGAUCUUAUCGAUGGGUUGGUAGCCAAUGUGAAUACUACCAGGUCCGGGCAGUUGUGGAUUGAUAAUGUCGCGAACUGGAUUGAUGCUGUGCACAAGCAGGACCCUCCCCCCUUGAGUAUCUUUACUCGCAUCUUCUUCUCCAACACCUACCGUCCUGAACUCGGCAACGCUCCCUUCGCCAGCGCGGUGACUAGCCUCGGCAACGCCACGGCUUCGAGUCCCGAUAGUCAGAUCUAUUCGGCAUUCAAGACCCUGGAUAACUAUGAUGUGGUGCUGCAGAAGGCGCGGUAUUAUGCUGGUGCGGGGAAUCAGCUGGAGGAGAUCCUCAGUUCUCAGAAGAUAGAUACUGUGAUUUUGUCCGGGAUCCGUACUUCGGGAGUAGUGCUUAGCACUGCGUUUCGUCUGUUGGAUAUGAACUAUAAUGUCUACGUUAUCUCGAACAAUACGAUCGAGACCCCUUCGUCAUAUGCUGCCCUGAAUCAGAAGGUUAUCUUAGAGGGCAUACUUCCCGAACUGCCGGUCAAUGUAAUCAGUAUCGAGCAGGCCAUUGGGGCUCUCAACCGCUCUGGACCAGCUGUGUAUUAGCUGGCAGGCCGGACAGUCUGAUGGAAACGAUGAUACAACGCCCAAACAUAUGGUUAUGAUGGACAGUGGUUACGGACUAUGAUCGAUCUAGUUAUGAUAGAUAAACUAUACUGAAUGGUAACCUUUGGAAGCACAUUAGUGGUUGGGAAAGUUUGUCCCCAGCGACAGCAAGGACAGAAGUCCCAACUGUAUGCGUCCGACCAGUGAACGCAAAUAAUUAUGCAUCUGGAAAGCGAGCAUGGGUGGCGCCUGCAUGCAAUAGCACAGGGAGCAGGUUGCCCUGGUGCCACACCGUGCAUGAAUCCCGGGUCUCGCAGGUCGGCGGCUGCAGCGCACAUACUUGAGACAUUGAGGGCGCCAACAAAUAUAAAUCUGCAUGGACC